Hibiscus syriacus is the source of this 549-nucleotide messenger RNA. Its product is annotated as dolichol kinase EVAN-like. Lineage: Eukaryota; Viridiplantae; Streptophyta; Magnoliopsida; Malvales; Malvaceae. Gene Ontology annotation, molecular function: dolichol kinase activity. Bases 160 to 435 code for a protein of 91 amino acids. Gene Ontology annotation, cellular component: endoplasmic reticulum membrane. The transcript is spliced from 4 exons. The record is from RefSeq and is a predicted model, not a curated record. Gene Ontology annotation, biological process: dolichyl monophosphate biosynthetic process.
CUUUGUGUUUGUACCUUGCAGUUUAUUGUUAUUUCACUGAAGGAGGGCAUGUUCAAUAAUGCCAAUGUCCUUUUCCGGACAAAAUUUGUGGAUGGUGUUUCCACAGUCCAGAGGACCGUAGCAUCUAAGCCUAGCCGGUGAAGUGAAAUAAGUUUCCAGAUGUUUGUGGCAUCAAUGGUUGGCCAUAAGUAUGGUGUCCUUAGGUGGAGCAAAACUGGCAAGAAAACUACUGAAGGCACUCCAGCUGGUAUAACAUCUGUCCCCGCUGCUUGCUUAGUUCUGGUUCCACUUUUGGCAUCCACUGGAUACAUUCUAACUCAGCACUGGCUCCCUGUUUUAAUAGCUAUGACCACAAGCGGUCUGUUGGAGGCCUACACAACGCAACUUGAUAAUGCUUUUAUACCACUUGUCUUCUACAGCCUUCUUUGUUUGUAAAUGCACACUUCAACCUUCCAGAAAGCUUAAACAUGUGAGAAUUCCUUACGCGCUUCCAUCUAGAGGUUUUUUCUUUUUUAUUCUUUAGUAGAUAUUCCUAACUGCCAUCAGGGA